GUGGAUUAGGGAUACAGGAACUGCUGCGUUUAUUGAAUCUCUGUUCUCUGAUGCUCCUACAGCCAUGUUGUAUUACGGAUAUAUAGCACGUUGCUUCUAAUACAUUUUGGGGUAGCUAUGGCUGAAGGGAUGAGUUUGAACGGCAACAGGAAGCCAAGCAAAAGCCGUAACCGAACAGGGAUGGCACAGGCUGCAAGCAGGAGAGAGCUGAUCUCCAGUUCUAUGCAGAGUGCCCAGCACUGUCUGCAGGAACAAGAUUAUGGCACUGCCUAUGCUCACUUCCUGCUGGUGCUUAGUUUGGCCCCUGACCUCAAGGAUGGCUUUAAGGAAAACUUUCAGUACGCCCUUUUUAAAUGGGCAGAAGAGCUGUAUGCUUUAAAUCGUAAUCAAGAUUUAUUUAAUUGUUAUGAGCAAGCUUUGGAGCUCUUUCCUAAUGAUGAUGUUAUUUGCAACAGUAUGGGGGAACAACUCUUCAGACUAGGCUUUCGAGAUGAAGCAGCUGGUUACUUCUAUAAAGCACUGAAACUGAACCCAAGCUUCGCUGAUGCUAAAGAAAAUUUCUUCCGCGUUGCAAAUUGGUUGGUGGAGCGCUGGCAUUUUAUCAUGCUUAAUGACCAAAAAAGAAAUAUGAUGUAUCAGAAAGCCAUUGAAAAAGCUGUCCUGACAGGGUGCAAAACUGUUCUUGAUAUUGGGACUGGCACUGGAAUAUUAAGCAUGUUUUCUAAACAGGCAGGUGCUUCACAUGUGUAUGCAUGCGAGCUCUCCAAAACCAUGUAUGAGCUUGCUUGUGAGGUGGUGGCAGCCAAUCAUAUGCAAGAUGAGAUCAAAAUUCUGCACAUGAAAUCUCAUGACGUGCAAAUUCCUGAACAUAUCCCUGAAAGGGUUUCAUUGGUUGUCACAGAGACAGUAGACGCUGGCCUGUUUGGUGAAGGUAUUGUUGAGAGUCUCAUACACGCAUGGAAAAACUUACUUUUACCACCAAAGCCUAGAGAAGCAGGUAUUGAAGGAUAUGGACAAGUUAUUCCAGCAGGUGCAGUGAUAUACGGCAUCCCAGUAGAGUGUCCAGAAAUCAGAAGAAAUCACAGAGUUACUGUGAAUGAGGUGGCUGGUGUGAAAUUAGGAGGAGAAGUGCAGUUCUGGAGCCCAGUACACAGCAAUCACAGCACCGAAGAAGUAAUAGAACCAUAUGCCACAGAACGGAUGAGCAGAGUACCUGGGGGUUAUAGAAUGUUGGGCCAACCCUUUCAGAUUAUGACUGUAGAUUUCAAUAGUUCGCAGGACUUGGAAAGCAUCGCUUCAGGAAAAGGCUGUAGGAUAUAUGUACCCAUAAAUGAACAAGGCUGUUUAGAUGCUUUUGUAACCUGGUUUGUCCUUCACUUGGAUAAUGAUCACAACUUGUCCACAGGACCAAAUGAAGAGACCUGCUGGGAACAGGCCGUCUUUCCUGUACAGAACCUCUCAGAUGAAGACUGUACUGUAUCCCCCGGGGACACACUAGUAGUUGAUGUAUCCUGUCCUGAUUGCUACUUGAGGUUAGAUCUUGUUGGUGUUACUAAAGCUGUAAAUGUUGAAAAUGGGUCGUGUAAUGCAGAAAACAUGGUCUUGGGAAACGAGGCUGAAUUGUGUGAUGCUUUGGCGAGUCUGCACACCACCAACCAACUGGACAGAGGCAAAACUAAGUGCAUUCUGGAACCCAAUGAAAUCGCCCUAUUGAAUAACAUUACAUACCACGAGAGCUUCAAGGCUGCAAUCCGUAAAGUGAUUUCUUCACUGGCAUCAAUAGACAAAAGCCGCAGUGCCUCUAUGAAUGAGGAAACCCCUGUAGAGAUGGUUGCUGAAGAUCCUCUAUAUGUGCUGGAUGUAUCUGAAGGAUUUUCAAUUCUACCUCUUAUUGCUGCACAAAGCGGUAACGUUAAAUCCUACAGCUCUGUUGAAAAGGAUCAGCACUGCGUUGCUCUUGAGAAGUUGUCAGAAAGAAAUGGACUUGAUAAAGACAAACUGGAAUUCUGGUUAAGCAAGCUGGAGGCAGAUGGCAAUGUUUUACAGAGGCCCAAAUCUGACAAGUUGUGGAGCAUAAUUAUUCUUGAUGUAAUUGAGACAUGUGGUCUGAUCCAGCAAGAGGUGAUGGAGAAAGCUGCUAUAGCCAGGUGUUUACUUCAGUCAGGAGGCAAGAUAUUCCCUCAGUCUGUGGUGAUACAUGGGCUGCUGAUUGAAUCAAAGACGUUAUUGCAGGAGAGCUCAGUCCAAGGCACAGAUCCUACACUUGGCUUAGUUAUAGCACCAUCUAUCAAUCAGUUUAAGGUCCCAGUUCAUGUCUUUCUGACUCUAUCUACUCUUCCGUGUGUUCCUUUAAGUGACCCAAUAGAACUGCUGAGACUGGAUUUAAUGAAUCCUUAUUUGAACACUUUAAGCAACUGUGUUACUGAAAUAAAGGUUCACAUUUGCAAAUCUGGACUGGUCACAGCUGUUCCUUUUUGGUACCAGCUACAUCUUGAUGAGGGGAUAUCAUUGGAUACAUCAAGCAAGACGUCACAUUGGAAGCAAGCAGCUUUUGUCUUGGACACACCUCUCCCAGUUGAACAAGGGGAAGAUGUGUUACUCAGUGUGUACUUCCAAAACAGCAACGUUAACAUGACACUGAGGAGGUCUUAGCAGUGAACACUUGGAAUUUUCAAAAAUCUAAAGAUCUUAUAUUUGAAUUCAGCUUUAUUCUCACUUUUUAUAAGUAUGCCUGUAUAUAUUGUUGAAACAUUAAAGCAACUUACUACUUUUUUGGGGGCAGAGGGUACAUAGAACAUGUUUGUUUGUUUUUAAAUACUGAUUUUAGUGUAAAGAUAUACAACCACAUCAGCAAUAUGAAACUUUGUAGUUUAUAAAGACCCAAAAGAAAAGUUACAACUCCAAAACGGAUGAUCGAUUGACAUUAAAAAUCCAUUUGAUCAUCUGAUGUUCCUCAUAAACUAAUUUGGCAUAUGAAAUACAAUGCAUCUAAUAAUAUAGCUCAUUCUCAGUGGUAUCAUUUUCUCUUGUUCUAAACCUAAAGGGACACUCAAGUCAAAAUAAACUUUCAUGAUUCAGAUGGAGCAUGCAGUUUUAAGACACUUUCCAAAUUACGUCUAUUAUCAAAUUUGCACACUUUUUUUUUUUUUAAUAUUCACACUUUCAGGGAAACAAGAUCCUACUGAGCAUGUGCACAAGCUCCCAGGGUAUAUGUAUUCUAGUCUGUGAUUGGCUGAUGUCUGUCACAUGACACAGGGGGCUGGAAAAUUGGAGAAAAAAAUUAAUUUGUCAGAAAAAAAUAAUCUAUUGCUUAUUUGAAAUUCAGAGUAGGUGUUAAAUCCAUUGUCUUUUUUAUGUGCUUGUUAAUUAUGCAAUUCUACUGCAUUGAGUGGUCCUUUUAAAAAAGUUUUAUUGUGAAACUGUAAAAACAGGCAACCAGAUAUAUUGCCUGUAGAUUGUUAUAUAAAUGAGAAACCACAUGAAAUAAAAACUGCACCCCAACCUGAAA
This is a messenger RNA of Bombina bombina (fire-bellied toad), 3508 nucleotides long. RefSeq names its product protein arginine methyltransferase 9 (gene PRMT9). Bases 118 to 2652 code for a protein of 844 amino acids. The transcript has 12 exons. Gene Ontology annotation, molecular function: protein-arginine omega-N monomethyltransferase activity; protein binding. Lineage: Eukaryota; Metazoa; Chordata; Amphibia; Anura; Bombinatoridae. Gene Ontology annotation, biological process: peptidyl-arginine methylation. The record is from RefSeq and is a predicted model, not a curated record.